AUGAUGGGAUCUCAGGAGCCCCCAAGACUCCAUUUGCCUGGAUCCCGUUUGGGACGGAGAGGCGGCGUGACAUGGCAGCAAGACACCACGGGCACCUGGAUACGGAGACUCGAAGCGGCUGGUGAGCGUUGCCUUGGCUGGGCGGUUGAUGCUGGUGUGAAGGUGGUGGGAAGGCAUGGAAGAGGCAAACUGUUCAAGGCAGCUGCACGGUCAGAAGCCUUAUCCAGGGGCGCUGAAGGACGGUCUGCCACUUCUUUGAGGACCACCAACCCCAGCAAAAUCUUUUGGAACCAGCAACAGCUUCACCGGGAAUUGCUCUUCACACACCGCAAAGGCCUCAGCCUUCGUUCCAAACCAGAAUUGCUCCAGGUUUUAGAGCACCGAAACCGGCGUCGUGAAGGUACAGAAAGCAGCUUGGAACAAUCGCCUUUGGAGCAGGAACUUCUGCGAUGGCAGCAGAGAAGGGAACAGCAUCAUCAACAGGAAGCAACAGGUGAUACGGUGCUGAACCAGCCAGAGUUCAUCCGGGUCCGGGAAAACCUACGAAGGACACAAUGCAUGCAGGAUCCCCCUCCCCAGCAUGAAACCUCUUCCUCUACAUCCAAUCCGUUCCUCCGGUCUCAUCUCAUCAGCAGAAAGCUGUUAAGGAUCCUGACUUCACAGUCCGACGGAGCCCUGGAGGAUGAAACCCCAAUGCUUCAAGGCUCCCCAGAAGCCUCGGCCCUGUCUCAGGAUUCGCUUGCUGACACAUGACCCUCUUUCCCACUCUCUUUUGACAUGCAUUCAUGGUGUGUAUCUGUAAACACAGAUACAUUCUGAUUCCCCAGAUUUGGAUAGCAAACCGGAACGGAUCUUCAGUUUCUACUAUCCUCCAUUUGAACCCACUCGGCUGGGACAAUCUGAAAAGAAACAUGUAGGCAUGGUGCAGACCCAAUUUGGGUCCCAUUUCU
This is a messenger RNA of Anolis sagrei ordinatus, 950 nucleotides long. NCBI's taxonomy places the organism in Eukaryota, Metazoa, Chordata, Lepidosauria, Squamata, Anolidae. The record is from RefSeq and is a predicted model, not a curated record.